Molecule: messenger RNA, 2913 nt
Organism: Morus notabilis
Lineage: Eukaryota; Viridiplantae; Streptophyta; Magnoliopsida; Rosales; Moraceae
Product: protein argonaute 16
Exons: 23
Coding region: 58-2760 (900 amino acids)
Biological process (GO): regulatory ncRNA-mediated post-transcriptional gene silencing
Cellular component (GO): cytoplasm
Molecular function (GO): RNA binding; protein binding
Source: RefSeq, a predicted model, not a curated record
CUUCAGUUUCUCUCUCCGAAAACCCUAACCAAAAGCUCGUUCCCAAAUUUCUCAGGGAUGGAACAAACUGAAACUGCUAAGGAAGCGUCUGGCGACCAACCCUUACCUCCACCUCUGCCACUUCCGGUGGUACCACCCUCUCCUAAGUAUUCCAUUAUGAGUAGAAGAGGAACUGGGCGUGCUGGGAGGCGCAUACCUUUGGUUGCAAACCACUUCAAAGUUUCUGUUAAUGUUCCAGAUGCCGUAUUUUACCAGUAUAGUGUUUCCAUCACUUUAGAAGAUAACAAAGAUGUCAACGUCAAGGGAAUUGGGAGAAAACUUAUUGAUAGGCUAUACCAAACAUACUCUUUAGAAUUUUCUGGUAAAAGUUUUGCAUACGAUGGAGAAAAAAGUCUGUAUACUGUGGGUCCUCUGCCACAGAAGAAGUUUGAGUUCACGGUUGUUCUGGAGGAAUCAUUUGCAAAGAAUGAAAAUGGAAGUCCUGGUUUUACUGGGAGCCCCAAUGAGAGUGGUAAACGGUCCAAGCGUUCUUUUAACUCAAAGACUUUCAAGAUACAAUUGAGUUAUGCUGCCAAAAUACCCGUGAAAUCCAUUGCCCUUGCUCUUAAAGGAGCUGAUGCAGAUAAUAGUACUCAGGAUGCAUUGAGAGUGCUUGAUAUUAUUCUGAGGCAGCAGGCGGCUAACAGGGGAUGCCUAUUGGUAAGGCAGUCAUUCUUUCAUGAUGACUCUCAGAACUUCGCUGAUGUUGGAGGAGGUGUAAUUGGUGUGAGGGGGUUCCAUGCUAGCUUCCGCCCAACACAGGAUGGCCUUUCUCUUAAUACGGACGUCUCUACAACAAUGAUUUUAAAACCUGGACCUGUGACUGAGUUUUUGAAAGCUAACCAGGGUGUACGAGAAAUCCGGCAAAUUGACUGGGUGAAGGCAAAGAAAAUGCUGAAAAAUAUGAGGAUUAAAACCAGACACCGAAACAUGGAAUUUAAAAUCUUGGGCUUGAGUGAGAAGCCCUGCAAUCAGCUAUUUUUUCCAAUGAAAGUGAAAAAUGGUGACGCCACGAAUGAAGAGCAGACUGCAGAUAUAACUGUGUAUGAUUACUUUACUAAACACUGUGGCAUUGAACUAACUGAGUCUGCAUACCUGCCAUGCCUUGUUGUUGGAAGGCCAAAAAAACCCAAUUAUUUACCUCUUGAGCUCUGUUCACUUGUUUCUCUUCAACGGUAUACAAAAGCAUUAUCCUCAAACCAGAGGGCAUCUCUGGUUGAAAAGUCAAGGCAAAAGCCUCACGAAAAAACAAAGAUUUUGGUUGAUGCAGUAAGAAAUUACCGCUAUGAUAAAGACCCUUUGCUGGCUGAAUGUGGUAUCUCCAUAGAGAAGCAAUUUACUCAAUUUGAUGGCCGCAUCCUGGAGUCCCCAAAGUUGAAAUUUGGAAACGAUGGUGAAUUUGCCCCAAAUAACGGGAAAUGGAACUUUAAUAAUAAGACAGUUUUGGAUCCUCGUCACAUUAGCCGUUGGGUUGUUGUUAACUUCUCUGCACGCUGUGAUCUGAGUCAAAUUUCAAGGGAUCUCAUCAGCUGUGGAAGGAAAAAAGGCAUUCAAAUUGAUGGCCCAUAUACAUUGAUUGAUGAAGAUCCACAAUCUAGAAGAGCGCCCCCCAUUGCUAGAGUUGAGAAGAUGUUUGAACGGAUCAGAGACAAGCUUCCAGGCCCACCUAACUUUAUCCUUUGUGUCUUGUCGGAGAGAAAAAACUCUGACAUCUAUGGUCCUUGGAAGAAAAAAUGUUUGACUGGUGAGUUUGGCAUUGUUACCCAAUGCAUUUCUCCGUUUAAGGUUAACGAUCAGUACUUAACCAACGUGCUCCUUAAAAUUAAUGUCAAGCUUGGAGGGAUGAACUCUAUAUUGGCAAUUGAGCAACCUUCAUGUGUCCCUGUAAUAAAAGACACUCCUACAAUGAUUUUGGGAAUGGACGUCUCUCAUGGGUCUCCGGGUUGUUCUGAUAUUCCUUCCAUAGCUGCGGUUGUCGGCUCUAGAUAUUGGCCAUAUAUUUCAAAGUAUGGAGCAUCAGUAAGAACGCAGUCACCUAAAGUGGAGAUGAUUGAUGCUCUGUACAAGCCAUUGGCAAAUGGAGAAGAUGAUGGUAUCAUCAGUGAGCUGCUUGUGGACUUCUAUAGAACAAGCAAUGGGCGCAAACCAACUCAGAUUAUUGUGUUCAGGGAUGGAGUGAGCGAAUCACAAUUUAAUCAAGUCUUGAACAUAGAGCUGGAUCAAAUCAUAAAGGCUUAUCAGCAUCUGGGAGAGGUUAACAUUCCCAAGUUUACUGUAAUUGUGGCUCAAAAGAAUCAUCACAUGAAGCUGUUCCAAGCUGGUAAUUCGAAUAAUGUUCCACCAGGGACUAUCGUGGACACAAAAAUUGUUCACCCAAGGAAUUAUGAUUUCUAUUUGUGCUCUCAUGCGGGGAUGAUUGGAACUUCUAGACCAGCACACUAUCAUGUCUUACUUGAUGAGAUUGGUUUCUCUCCUGACGACUUGCAAAACCUAAUCCACUCCCUAUCAUACGUGUAUCAAAGGAGCACAACUGCAACUUCAAUAGUUGCUCCAAUAUGCUAUGCUCACCUCGCUGCGUACCAAGUGGGGCAAUUUAUGAAGUUUGAGGAUUUAUCAGAAACUUCUUCAGGACAGAGAGGCAUGACUUCAUCGGGGAUUAUUCCUGUUCCAGAGCUCCCUAAGUUGCAUGAGAAAAUAAAGGAUACCAUGUUCUUUUGUUAAGGCAAUGUCGGUAGGUUUUCGCGGACAUAGUUUCAUUUGCUUUUUUGACACUGCAGAUAAUUAUGGCUUUAUACUUUUAUUAGGAACAUACAUAUAGAGACAGGAAAUCUCGGAUGGUUAUUAGGUGGGUGGAGGUAUAGGUGUACAUUGAAA